This is a messenger RNA of Cetraspora pellucida, 2097 nucleotides long. The record is from the annotation of a GenBank genome assembly. NCBI's taxonomy places the organism in Eukaryota, Fungi, Glomeromycota, Glomeromycetes, Diversisporales, Gigasporaceae.
AUGUCAACGAUAACAACGAUAACAACUAAUGAAAAUAAAAACAGCGGAAAUGAAGACAAAACUAUGGAUGACGCAAACAAUAUGAUGGGUGUUAUAGUCAUUAAAUCGUAUAAAAUUAACUCAGAAUUAAAUACAUACUUCAUACAGUUACCUCGAAACAAUAAGCUUGACGAUAUUCGCAAAAUACUCCUAAAAAAUGAAUACGAUAGUGAUAAUGAUCUCUAUAUGGGAUCAAAUUGUCGUUUUUUACAUUUUUUACAAGACAAAGCGGAAAUUAAACCAGAUGAUGAAUCUAAAUUCCGCCUUUUAGAUAUCGUUGACCAAAAGGAUGGUAAACAUCGUUUAUAUAUUAUUCAGAAGGCUGAAUUUGAUUUAACCCAAUUAAAGUUUGAAAAAGGAUUCAAAUUUAAUAAAGAUAGUUCUGUAACUAGUGCAUAUGUUCAAGCAUUCAAAAUCAAUUUUGAUAAAAUUAAGAUAAAUAAACAAUACCAGCAACAUGAAAAAGUAUAUGAAUGCAAUCACGAAACAACUGCAGAAUGUAAACGAUCCCUUAUAUUUGAUGUAAAUCUUUCAGCUGCUUUUCCAGAAUGGGUUUCUGCUUCUAUUAAAUUAUCGCAUGAAAAUUCAGGCCAAAUACUUAAGCAACAUAUGAUGAAUACCAGACAUUCAUGUGAACGGGCAAUAAGAGGUGUAAUACCUAUUUUAAAUGAAAAUAUUAUUAUAGAAACAAAGUUUAAGGAAGAUGUCAAAAAUGUGGUGAAUGAUACAACUAAUGACAAUAAAAUAAGUAAACUUUGCGAAAUAUCAGAAAAGUAUGGUCAUUUUUAUGCACGGCGUCUUAUUUUAGGUGGAACAAGAAUAAGGAAUGAGGAAUAUACUAAAAACUCAGCUAAAAAAUCCAAGGCAAAAGCUACUAAUCUACAAGGUGGAGUCGAAAUUGCAAGCAUUCUUAAAUCUGAGGUUAAUGUUGUUCAUGACAAUAUGAAUAUGGAUAAUAAUUAUCAUGACAAUACAAAUAACUUCGAAACCAUUAUUGGUGGAACAGAAAAUUCUCAAAAUAAAGAUCUUUGGAGACAAUCUCUUAAUGAUGAAACUAAGUGGAAAAUAAUCGGAUACGCUGAAGUUUAUUCAUUAUUUGAAUUAUUAGAUAAUGAAUUAAAAACAGAAGUGUUGAACAUCAUGGGCCAUCAAAUUUUAGAAGCCAAAAUCGAUGAAAUCUCUUUCAACACAAAAAAAUAUGAAAAAGAUAAAAAACCGUAUAUCUAUAAAGAGUUGCCAAAAAUUAAAAAUAUAAGCGAGUGCAAUAUUCUUGCAUCAAUUGUUAGCAAGGAAUACAAUGUAUUUUCACUACAUGUGGAUUAUAUGGGAGGAGAUAAAAACCGACCUGUGAUUGUUAUUCAUCAUAUUCAAGGUGAAAAGACUAUAAUAUCUCAUAAUAAAGUUAAAGAAGUUAAAAUUAAACUCGGAUGGAUUAUCGUUGGACCACAAACAAGCUUCGAUUUUAGUACAAAAUAUCCACCGAUAUUUAAAAGUAAGAAAUAUAAACUUCUUAAAGAUGAAGUGCCUAUAAUAAGUAACGAUGACGGCAUGUUUGGCACUUGCGUUUUAGAAGCGAUUAAUAUUACUCAAGCAGAAAAUAGCUCAGAUAAAGAAACGGAUACUUUUCCAAUAGAGCACGACCCAAGUAAGUUUUCGCUUGUCACUGGCAAUUACCUCAUACGCAAAGAGCCUGCAUGUCAAGAGCUUGCACAGUGGUUUGUUUAUGACAUUAAAAAAAAAGAACCAGUAACCAACGAAGAAGUCUUGAAAAGAUUUGUUUUCGAUAAAACAAAUUCUCAUCAAGUUGAAAUUAAAUGGAAGAAUAGGCCAAAUAAGAAAAUUUUAUAUAGUAGUGAAGGAAUUAAAAUCUCUAAUGAUAGUUUAAUUUUGGUGAAUCAAAUCUUUAACCAUGAUGAUUGUGAAGAUUGUCAACCUUUAGGAUUUAUUAAUAUCAUUGCCGAUAAAAUUUUUUAUGGGUCAUUAAAUUCAGAAAAUUCAAAACGCCCGAAUGUAAUUGUUUAUUUACCAAUUUCUCUUAAGUCUAUUGCUGAAAAAUAA